CUAGCCAGGAGCUGCGAGCCGAGUGCCGGGCUGGGGCCGGGGCCGGAGCGCAGCGGAGAGGGAGCGCGCCCGCCCCAGCCCGAGGUCCCCUGCCGCCGGGCCGGGCGCCAUGGAGCCCGACAACAGCCCACGGAAGAUCCAGUUUACGGUGCCGCUGCUGGAGCCGCACCUGGACCCGGAGGCGGCCGAGCAGAUUCGGAGGCGCCGCCCCACCCCUGCCACACUUGUGCUAACCAGUGACCAGUCGUCCCCAGAAAUAGAUGAAGACCGGAUCCCCAACCCACUUCUCAAGUCCACCUUGUCAAUGUCUCCACGGCAACGGAAGAAGAUGACAAGGACCACACCCACCAUGAAAGAGCUCCAGACAAUGGUUGAACAUCACCUAGGGCAACAGAAGCAAGGGGAAGAACCUGAGGGAGCCACUGAGAGCACAGGGAACCAGGAGUCCUGCCCAUCUGGGAUCCCAGACACAGGCUCAGCGUCAAGGCAAGAUGCCUCUGGGACAGCACAAAAGCCUGCAGAAUCCAACCCCAAGACUCAGGAGCAGUGUGGAAUGGAACCCAGCACAGAGGACCCUUCAGCCCACAUGCUACCACUGGAUUCCCGGGGAGCCAGCUUGGUCUGACAGAAGUUGGCAUCCAGGGAUCGCCACUGCAGUGUGGAAAUUCAUGGACACUGGACGUUUCUUAAUCUCUUGUUUUUAAAAGCGAUAAAUUUGGUGUUAGGUC
Molecule: messenger RNA, 728 nt
Organism: Arvicanthis niloticus (Nile rat)
Lineage: Eukaryota; Metazoa; Chordata; Mammalia; Rodentia; Muridae
Gene: Ppp1r1a
Product: protein phosphatase 1 regulatory inhibitor subunit 1A
Biological process (GO): intracellular signal transduction
Cellular component (GO): cytoplasm
Molecular function (GO): protein phosphatase inhibitor activity
Source: RefSeq, a predicted model, not a curated record